AACAGAGUCUAAGGGAAGAGAUAGAGAGAGAGAGAGAGAGAGACGGAAUGAAAGUAUGAAACCCAAAAGCCAGGGAACUCCAAAAACCCCAUCCAAGAAAUCAGGGCAAACACAAUCGGUUAGUCUAUAUGCUGCACAAUGUGAAAAUUGCUUUAAAUGGAGGCUGAUUGAUACACAAGAAGAGUUUGAAGAGAUUAGAAGUAAAUUGAUUGAGGAACCGUUUUAUUGCAACAGAAAACCUGAUGUUUCGUGUGAGGAUCCUGCUGAUAUUGAGUAUGAUGCCACUCGAACUUGGGUCAUUGACAAGCCUAACAUCCCGAAGACCCCAGCAGGUUUUAAGAGAAAAUUGGUGCUGAGAAAAGAUUUCUCUAAAUUGGAUUCUUACUGUACUACACCCACAGGGAAAACAUACCGAACCCGCAACGAGAUUGCAAUGUUUAUUAAAAAAUAUCCAGAGUACAAAGAUGUGUCUCCUUCAGAUUUCGAUUUUGGUACCCCAAAGGUGAUGGAAGACACCAUUCCUGAGUAUGUUUGGAGAAAGCCUUCUCCAAAUGGUAGUAGUAAGAAAAGAGUUAGAACACCAGAUGAUGAUGUUUGAGUUGUUAUCACUAGUAACUGCGGGCCAGACAUUUUCUGGAGCAUCCCUUCCCAAAAGCCUCUGUAUUUGAGAUUAAUCUGGUGACGAUUCUUUUUAGCUUUAAGCAUGUAGUUUGUUGGCGCAUGCCAAUUAAUAUGAUGUGUGGUGCAAUUAGAGAAGAAAUAUAUACCUUGAAGUUGUAGCAUGUAUCUUGCAAGAUUAAUCUGGUGAGGAUGUUGUUGGGUUAAAAUUGGCUUUAUGCAUGUAAUUUGUUGGAUAAAUGCCUAUUUAUAUGAUGUAGUAUGAAUUCCUAGACAA
Messenger RNA from Alnus glutinosa, 895 nucleotides. RefSeq names its product methyl-CpG-binding domain-containing protein 4-like. The record is from RefSeq and is a predicted model, not a curated record. The coding region runs from base 56 to 598 and encodes 180 amino acids. Lineage: Eukaryota; Viridiplantae; Streptophyta; Magnoliopsida; Fagales; Betulaceae. The transcript has 2 exons. Gene Ontology annotation, molecular function: DNA binding; zinc ion binding.